AUGCAGCUUACUGAUAUUCCUUGUUUGGGUGUGAGGUUUACUUGGUUUAGUGGUUGUGGCAAGGUGAUGAGCAGGCUGGACAUAUUUCUUCUGUCUGAUAAUUUGAUUCCAAUGUGGAAUAUUACGGCUCAAUGGAUAGGUUUCUGGGAUAUCUCAGAUCAUUGCCCUAUUUGGAUGAAAUCCAAGUGUGCCAAGAUUGAAUUGGUUGGGAGAGGAGAUUAUAGGCUUUGUGAGAAACUGAUGAGGCUUAAAGAGAGGCUGAAAUGGUGGAACAAAAAUGUUUUUGGCUGGAUUGAUCUUGGAGUGGAAAAUGAUGUCAAAAUGCUUUGGAUCGUUCCUUCGUAG
Molecule: messenger RNA, 345 nt
Organism: Lathyrus sativus (Indian pea)
Lineage: Eukaryota; Viridiplantae; Streptophyta; Magnoliopsida; Fabales; Fabaceae
Source: the annotation of a GenBank genome assembly